AUCAUUUGCCUAGCUCCACACCACUUGCAAUGAAGAAUUCAAACUUCAUUAUCCUUCUAUCAGUAUAUGCACUUGUACAAGUUCUCAACGUUUCAAAUGCUGAACCCUACGAGUACAUGCAAUUUGUACUCCAGUACCCACCUGGAGUUUGCUAUGACCAAUCAAAAGGUCAUUGCAUCUCACCUCUCCCAACCAAGUUUCAUGUACAUGGAAUAUGGCCUUCUAACUUCUCCAAUACACUUGUCCGUUGUGUGCACGCACUGAGGAAUAACCCCUUUCAUAAGGCGCAGAUAACACCUCUGCAGACCGAUUUGGGAAACUCAUGGCCGUCCGUGUUAACACAAAAAAACAAUAUGCAGUUCUGGGAGCAUGAGUAUAGAGAGCACGGUGCAUGUGCAGUAGAGUCAGGUGUACCACCUUUCACUCAAAGGUCCUACUUUGAGAAAGGACACCAGCUAUGGAACCAAUAUGACAUCCUUGCAGUGCUUCGUCAAAGUGGUAUUAAACCGGGAGGACAGCCCUUGGUUACACACUAAAGGAAGUGAUAAUCUGUCUGGAUCACCAGGCAACAAAUGUGAUCAGUUGCGCGCUCAAUAAUAUUAGAAAAACAGAUUGCCGAGAUCCUUCGGGCAAGGUAUACUAUGUAGCUUAGCUAGCUAUCUGAAUAUGAAUAAGCUCCUCAACUAGUAAUUUACAAUUUACAGUCUGCUCUACGUUUGAGGAUGCAAUCUCGAUCAGCGGUUUCUUGGAUCGAUGUAUUAGUCUAUACUAUUGGUAUUAUCAAAUAAAAGUUCUUUUGUGUACUAAUAAAUAAGUCACUUA
Molecule: messenger RNA, 822 nt
Organism: Rosa chinensis
Lineage: Eukaryota; Viridiplantae; Streptophyta; Magnoliopsida; Rosales; Rosaceae
Product: ribonuclease MC-like
Exons: 3
Coding region: 30-536 (168 amino acids)
Biological process (GO): RNA catabolic process
Cellular component (GO): extracellular region
Molecular function (GO): RNA binding; ribonuclease T2 activity
Source: RefSeq, a predicted model, not a curated record